Messenger RNA from Rana temporaria (common frog), 6158 nucleotides. It is a transcript of the gene PTCH2, whose product is annotated as patched 2. The record is from RefSeq and is a predicted model, not a curated record. Gene Ontology annotation, molecular function: hedgehog family protein binding; hedgehog receptor activity; smoothened binding. The coding region runs from base 373 to 4629 and encodes 1418 amino acids. NCBI's taxonomy places the organism in Eukaryota, Metazoa, Chordata, Amphibia, Anura, Ranidae. Gene Ontology annotation, biological process: smoothened signaling pathway. Gene Ontology annotation, cellular component: plasma membrane. The transcript is spliced from 23 exons.
GUCGCCUUCAGCACAGAUGCUUGGAAUCAGGACACAGAAGUGAACCUUCUCCUCUCUUCCUGGGAUUUCCUGCCUUCCCGUCACUCUGGGACGCGCUAUUUGCCCCGAACGUCGCUUCCGAAUAGAAGACCCCCCCGCGCCGCCCCCCCACACAUCCCCUCGUAUUGCGAUUUGCACGGGAAGAAGCAUGAAGAGCAGCUCGGGAUCCAAGGAUUUGCCCACCUAGAUGGACCCCCGUCGUUUUCUGGAUGCCGAUUAUUCCUGCAUGGAUUUUACCGACCAACGAGCUGAGCCGGUGAUUUCCGAGAACCUUUGAGGGUCGCUGACGCCUGUGGUCCCCCCCGCCGUCCAACCGCUUCCUAUAGGAUUCCAAUGGCCCCUGUUCCCCCCACCACGGGGGAAGGCGGCUUCACACAUUUACCUUCUGGCUACAAAACUUCGCACCCGGCUCCGAGCGCCGACCUUCUGCGCAGACCCAGCUACUGCCACGCCGCUUUCGCACUUAAACAGAUCGCCAAGGGUAAGGCGGUAGGCCAGAAGGCUCCUCUUUGGCUCCGGGCUCAGUUCCAGGCGCUGCUCUUCUCCUUGGGAUGCUCCAUCCAGAGGCAUUGCGGGAAAGUACUAUUUGUUGGACUUUUGGUUUUUGGUGCUCUGGCUGUGGGCCUGCGUGUGGCGUCCAUCGAGACAGACAUCGAACGGCUGUGGGUGGAAGCCGGGAGCCGAGUUAGCCAGGAGCUCCGGUACACGAAGGAAAAGCUGGGCGAGGAAUCGGUCUACACGUCUCAAAUGCUGAUCCAGACUACGAAGAAGGAAGGAGAGAACGUACUGACUCAGGAAGCCAUGAUGAUCCACCUGAACGCCGCGCUGGCCGCCAGCAAAGUGCAGAUCUCCAUGUAUGGAAAGUCGUGGGAUCUGAACAAGAUUUGCUACAAGUCUGGUGUGCCGAUUAUCGAGAACGGGAUGAUUGAGCGGAUGAUCGAAAAACUGUUCCCUUGUGUGAUCGUCACUCCACUGGACUGCUUCUGGGAAGGGUCACAACUACAAGGAGGCUCCGCCUACUUACCGGGAAGGCGGGACAUCCAAUGGACGAACUUGGACCCGAUGCAGCUGAUGGAGGAACUCGGUCAGUUCACCAGUCUGGACGGCUUCAAAGAAAUGCUGGACAAGGCGGAGGUGGGACAGGCGUACAUGGAACGUCCGUGUCUCGACCCCACCGACUCCGAGUGCCCGGACAGCGCCCCCAACAAGAAGUCACAAAAGAUCCCGGAUAUCGUCGCCACGCUCCAGAACGGCUGUCACGGCUUUUCCAAGAAGUUUAUGCACUGGCAGAAGGAUCUCAUCAUGGGUGGCAUGUCGAAGGGGGCGAACGGAGAGCUGAAGAGUGCUGAAGCUCUGCAGACCAUGUACCUCCUGAUGAGCCCCGGUCAGCUCUAUGAGCAUUUCAAAGAUGACUACGAGAUCCACGACAUCAACUGGAACGAGGAGAAGGCGGCGGCCAUCUUGGAGGCGUGGCAAAGGAAAUUUGUUGAGCAAGCGCAGCAAUCCGUCGGGCAGAACGCCUCGCAGGACAUCCACGCCUUUUCCACCACCACCUUGAAUGACAUCAUGAAGUCCUUCUCUGACGUCAGCGUCAUCCGCGUCGCCGGCGGCUACCUGCUGAUGCUGGCGUAUGCCUGUGUCACCAUGCUGCGCUGGGAUUGCUCCAAGUCUCAGGGCGCGGUGGGUUUGGCCGGCGUCCUCCUUGUGGCCCUAUCCGUGGCCUCGGGCCUGGGGCUCUGCUCUCUGCUCGGGAUCUCCUUCAACGCCGCAACCACCCAGGUCCUUCCCUUUCUUGCUCUGGGGAUCGGCGUGGACGACAUGUUCCUCUUGGCGCACGCCUUCACCGAAACCGGCCGCAGUACCCCAAUUAAGGAAAGGACGGGCGAAUGUCUCCGGCGUACCGGCACCAGCGUGGCUCUGACUUCCAUCAAUAACAUGAUUGCCUUUUUCAUGGCGGCUUUGGUGCCGAUCCCGGCCCUGAGGGCCUUUUCUCUGCAGGCGGCUGUGGUGGUCGUAUUCAAUUUUGGGAUGGUGUUGUUAAUAUUUCCGGCCAUCUUGAGCUUGGACCUGCAGCGUCGGGAGGACCAGAGGUUGGAUAUUCUCUGCUGCUUCUACAGCCCCUGCUCUACCAGAGUAAUCCAGAUUCAGCCUCAGGAGGUCCCUGAUGCCAAUGACAAUCACACAUACCACCCAUCACCGUAUGGCAAUCCCACCAUCACUACCAGUACCCAGAUCACCACCACUGUGCAGGCCUUCACUCAGUGCGACUCCUCUGGGCACCACAUUGUCACCAUCCUGCCGCCCACCUCCCAGAUCUCCACUUCGCCGUCGGUUGUCAUACCCACAAUGGAUCCUCUUGGCUCCCAGGUGUUCAGCUCCAGUUCCACUCGGGAUCUGCUGGCCCAGAUGGAUGACGCCAAAGCAGGCCGAGAGUGCGUUCCGCUGCCUUUCCUGAAGUGGAGCCUCUCCCAGUUUGCUCGCGAGACGUACGCCCCUCUGCUGCUCAAACCCGAGACCAAGGGCAUUGUGGUGGCCUUGUUCAUGGCACUGUUGGGCCUCGGCCUGUAUGGAACCACCAUGGUCCACGAUGGUCUCUACCUGACCGACAUUGUCCCACGAGAGACCAAAGAAUACAACUUCAUCUCCGCCCAGUUCAAAUAUUUCUCCUUCUACAACAUGUUCAUCAUUACCAAAGGCGGCUUCGACUACCCGAAAGCCCAGGCGUCGCUCUACGAGCUUCAUGAGUCCUUCGAUUCUGUCCGAUUCAUCGUACGGGAAGAAGGGAGGGAGCUGCCCAAAAUGUGGCUCCAUUACUUCCAGGACUGGCUGAGAGGUCUCCAGGCCGCCUUUGACAAAGACUGUGAAUCCGGCCGCAUCACGCCAGACAACUACCGCAACGGCACGGAAGACGGAGUCCUGGCCUACAAACUUCUCAUUCAGACCGGGAAUAAGAAAGAUCCCUUUAAUCUCGAUCAGCUCACCGGCCGGCGUUUGGUAGACGGGAACGGCCUCAUCCCUCAGGACGCCUUCUACAUCUACCUAACGGUUUGGGUCAGCAACGACCCCCUGGGCUAUGCCGCCUCCCAGGCGAAUUUCUACCCCCCGCCGCCCGAGUGGAUCCACGACCGAUACGACACGACCGGGGAGAACCUGAGAAUCCCAGCGGCAGAACCCAUCGAGUUUGCCCAAUUUCCAUUCUACCUCAACGGCCUGCGCCAGACGUCGGACUUUAUCGAGGCGAUCGAGAGCGUGCGAUCGGUGUGCGAUGAGUUCGCCAAGCAAGGAGUGUACAGUUACCCCAGCGGGUACCCGUUCCUCUUCUGGGAGCAGUACAUCGGGCUCCGGCACUGGUUCCUCCUGGCCAUAAGCAUCGUCUUGGCUUGUACCUUCUUGGUGUGCGCCAUCCUCCUGCUCAACCCCUGGACCGCUGGCAUUAUUGUCUUCGUCUUGGCUAUGAUGACGGUGGAGCUGUUCGGAAUUAUGGGUCUCAUCGGCAUUAAGCUGAGCGCCAUUCCCGUGGUCAUUCUCAUCGCUUCCGUCGGCAUCGGCGUUGAGUUCACCGUCCAUGUGGCUCUGGGUUUCCUCACCGCAAUCGGCGACCGGAACCAGCGUUCGGUCCUGGCUCUGGAACACAUGUUCGCUCCGGUGUUGGACGGCGCCAUUUCCACCCUUCUCGGGGUCCUGAUGCUCGCAGGGUCUGAAUUCGAUUUUAUUUUAAGGUAUUUCUUCGCGGUUCUCACCAUCCUCACCAUCCUGGGACUGCUGAACGGCCUGGUACUGCUGCCGGUGCUCCUCUCUCUGAUUGGUCCGCCUGCGGAGGUGACUCCCGCAGACAACGGCGACCGCCUGCCCACCCCGAGCCCGGAGCCGCCCCACCUCAACCACCACACCUUCUACGUCUGCCGCAAGUCCGGAGGGAAGGAGGGGCUCAGCGACAUGGAGGAAUCCUCGGAUUAUUACUCCGAGACCACCGCCACCUCCGGGAUCGAGGAAGACGAUCCGCAACUCUACGAGCGCAGCGCUUACAUCAUUCCCCCCAAACCCCCGUCGCACAUCCUGCUGGAGGCCAGCGAGAACCCCACCUACCCCAAAAUCAUGUUGGUGAAGCCUUGUAAAGGGAGCCAAGACGAUUCCCCCAAAGACGGCGACGGUCGCGCCGAUCCCCUUCCGCCGCCGGAAUUAACCCGGAGCGCCGGGCCGGACCUAAAAGACUUUCAGGAGGCGAGAGACUGGAGAAAGAGGCAUCAGCCGCCUCCCGCCUCACAGGGGCCCCAUGCAUGGACUAAGCAGGCUCCCAGUUCUAGGACUCAACACAGGCCCCAAGGUCACAGGACUGCCCCCCCGGCCUACUGCGCCAAAGUGACCGGGCCGAGCGGCUCCAUCACCACGGUGACCGCCACCGCCUCGGUGACCGUCGCCGUUCACCCCAACUUGCCGGGAGCCGUGCCGAGUUACAGCCACAGCGGCUUCGAGGACAGUACAGAGCACAAACCCGCGUGGGGGCGGAGCAAAUGCAACCAGGUGGAAGUGUACGAGUUGGAGGAUCUAAAGCAAGACCGGAGACAAGAAGGGCCCUCCGCUGUGCACUAGGUGACUCCUCCCAUACGACAAGCUCCACCCACCCCCUGUAUAUAAACCCAACAGGAACUUGUACAGAGAAAAUAAAAGGACACUGAUUAUAAAUAUUCUAAUAAUAUUAUUAAUACAAGAGAAGUAUUAGAGACGACAUCCUUUAUAUUUUAAUAUGGAAAUCAACAGAAAAAUUCUAUUUAAUAAGCUGACGAUGAUAAUGUACUGUGAGGGGGAGGGGCGCUGCUCGCCGGAGGCGGAUACGGAAGAGGCAGCGACCCCUCCCCCCACCGACAUCUACGAUCGACCCCUCCCCCCACCGACAUCUACGAUCGACCCCCCCUAUUUAACCCGCCAAUCAACUCGCCAAUCUUGCUGCUAAUGUUAACGUUCUGAUGCUGGAGUGGAAUUGGAGGAAAAGAAAAGAAAAACACGGACUUUACCGCCAUGACGGCGCAAUGACGGCGUUCUACGCAGUGUGCCUUCCCGAUGAAGAAAAGCCCCUCCCCCCCACCCUGAGAAAUGUACACGUUAUGAAAUGUUUUGGUUGUAUGUUCUGCAUAGUGAGGAUUGUAUUUUACCGGCAAUCGCAGAUUCCUACAUGGCGUCCCGCAGGGGCGCUAGAUCUGCUGCGGACUGAGGCUAACCUCUUGUCAAUUAUUUGUAAGAUAUUUAUUAAACGUGUUAAUCGGCCGCGUCACGUGAGCGGAUCGCGCUGUCGCCAGCGGCAGGCACCACUUGUUUCUAUGGAGUCUCUCUCUCGCCAGCCGGGCCAAUCACAGGGGAGCAAUUCCAUAGAGAACAAUGGUGGGCUCUGCUGGGCGAUGGCGGCCAUUUAUAGAGCGGUCAGCAAGAGGUUAAUCUCACUCUGUAACACGCGAUAAAAAGUUCUGUGAGAUGAGAAGAAAUUCAGGUCUGUAGUCCGGAGAAUUCUCAUCUAUGGGGGGAGGGGGGGGGGCUGACAAAUUCCCACAUAGAUCCUCAAUUGUGUCCCAAAUUCCCACAUAGAUCCUCAAUUGUGUCCCAAAUUCCCACAUAGAUCCUCAAUUGUGUCCCAAAUUCCCACAUAGAUCCUCAAUUGUGUCCCAAAUUCCCACAUAGAUCCUCAAUUGUGUCCCAAAUUCCCACAUAGAUCCUCAAUUGUGUCCCAAAUUCCCACAUAGAUCCUCAAUUGUGUCCAAAAUUCCCACACAGAUCCUCAAUUGUGUCCCAAAUUCCCACAUAGAUCCUCAAUUGUGUCCAAAAUUCCCACAUAGAUCCUCAAUUGUGUCCCAAAUUCCCACAUAGAUCCUCAAUUGUGUCCCACAUUCCCACAUAGAUCCUCAAUUGUGUCCCACAUUCCCACAUAGAUCCUCAAUUGUGUCCCAAAUUCCCACAUAGAUCCUCAAUUGUGUCCCACAUUCCCACAUAGAUCCUCAAUUGUGUCCCAAAUUCCCACAUAGAUCCUCAAUUGUGUCCCAAAUUCCCACAUAGAUCCUCAAUUGUGUCCCAAAUUCCCACAUAGAUCCUCAAUUGUGUCCAAAAUUCCCACAUAGAUCCUCAAUUGUGUC